AUGGCGCGACACUUUUCCAGUUCCGUCGACUUCGGACUCAACCUCUCCAAGAGAAUUCACCACUUCAAAGGAUCGGCUCCCGCACCGGUGCCGGAAAUGACAAGAUCACCGGAGGAUUAUCUACCGUCGGCGCCGAUGUGCUAUGCGGUGAUACCUGAUCCUGAUGUAGUAGAUAAUCCUGACAUUCGGAGUUAUCAACCGUAUGUUUACGGACGGUGUGAUCCUCCGGCGUUAAUUCCGCUUCUUCUUCACGGAGUUGCCAUGGAAGUUGAGUGUUCUUUGGAUACGGCGUUUGUAACGGUUACCGGAAGUUGGCGCGUGCACUGCGUUAGGGGAAGUAGUGUUUGUGAUUGUCAGGUUGCUAUUCCAAUGUCUGAACAGGGUUCACUUCUAGGUGUCGAAGUUGAUGAUUCUGAAAAAUCCUAUCAUACUGAAUUGAUCUCUCAUAAAGAUGAAAAGGAUAAGCAGAAAAUGGCCAAAGCUAAAGACGGAUACUAUUUGAAAAGCCAAAUAUACAUUAUCAAGAUUCCACAGAUUAGAGGAGGCUCCAUCUUCUCAGUUAAGAUUAAAUGGUCUCAGAAAUUAUUAUUUCAUGAUGGCGAGUUCUGUCUUACCAUCCCUUUCUGUUUUCCUUCGUAUGUCAACCCAGUUGGAAGUAAAAUAUCUAAGAAAGAGAAGAUAUUUUUGAAAUUGAAUUCUGGCACUGCCAAUGAAGUGUUAUGCAAAGCCACUAGUCAUCCUCUUAAAGGACUAACGCGCCAAGCUGGAAAGUUAAGUUUAUCUUAUGAAGCAGAGGUAUCAACUUGGUCAAAUACAGACUUCAGUUUCUCGUACAAGGUUUCUUCGAGUGACUUAUUUGGAGGUGUUCUCUUACAAUCGCCUUUCCUACGUGAUUUUGAUGAAAGAGAGAUAUUUUGCUUGUAUCUUUAUCCUGGAAAUUUUCAGGAUACAAUGGUUUUUAAAAAGGAUAUGGUGUUCGUAGUAGAUAUAAGUGCAAGCAUGAAAGGAACUCCUCUCCAAAACGUAAAGAACGCGCUACUAGCUUCACUCUUUAAAUUAAACCAGCAAGAUACAUUUAACAUUAUAGCUUUCAAUGGGGAGGCCUAUUUAUUCUCGCCAUCGAUGGUAACAGUUUCAAAGGAAGCAAUUUCAAAGGCUUCCAAGUGGGUAGACACUACUUUUAUAGCAAAUGGUGGUACUAGCAUCAUGCUUCCCUUAACUCAGGCGAUGAACCUACUUCGGAAAUCAAGCCAUUCAGUCCCUCUUAUUUUUCUUGUAACUGAUGGGGCUGUUGAGGAUGAGAGAGAGAUAUGUGAAUUUGUGAAAAGCUAUGUAACAAAUGGGCCAUCAAUCCGCACACCACGUAUAUGUACUUUUGGCAUAGGUUUAUAUUGUAACCACUACUUCCUGCAAAUGCUAGCAGAAAUUGGGAGGGGUCACUAUGAUGCAGCUUAUGAUUUAGAUACAAUUGACUCUAGAAUGCAAAGGCUAUUUAGUACUGUUUCAUCAGUUACAGUUGCUGAUAUCACCAUCAAAAGUUUAGAAGGCCUUGAGUCAAAGGAGUUGAUCCCAACUCAUAUUCCUGACCUAUCAUUUGGAAGUCCAUUGAUCAUAUCAGGCAGAUACAAUGGAGCUUUUCCUGAACUAGUUAAGGUUACUGGUACUUUGGCUGAUAGGACGAGCUUAGAAGUUGACCUUAAAGUGAGAAGAGAAAAGGAUAUGCUUCUCACUAAUGUCUUUUCAAAGAGACAUAUAGACCUAGUCACUGCUCGUGCCUGGUUAUUAGAAAGUGAAGAGCUGAAGGAGAAGGUUACUAAAAUGAGCAUUCAAAAUAAUGUCCCCUCUGAGUAUACCUUCCUGGAGAUGAUACUUGUGAAGAAAGGUGAUGUCAAGAAGGCACCUGAUCAUUUUCUGUUACAAAAGGCUUACAGCAGACUUAGCUUCAAAGAUUUGGAACUUGAAAUCCCAAAGCUAUUCCUUGGAGGACUGAGACAUGGAUUUGGUGACUUGAAAGCAACCGCUGAGAACCUUCCACCAGCAACAAAAGAAGCAAAACCAUCUGAAGGACUAUUGGGGAAAGCAGCUUCUACUUGUUGCGCCUUGGCUUGUUUUGAGUUAAUUAAAUGCUGUAUUGAGCUAUGUGAUUGUGAUUGCUUGCAGUGA
Vicia faba (fava bean) is the source of this 2163-nucleotide messenger RNA. Lineage: Eukaryota; Viridiplantae; Streptophyta; Magnoliopsida; Fabales; Fabaceae. The record is from the annotation of a GenBank genome assembly.